AGAUUCCUUGUAUGAAAUACUAAUUCGAUAAUAUUAUUAUAUGAAGGACCACUAUCGAAACUAAUAUUGUUCUAUCUUUUACAUAACAAAAAAUCAAUUGAAGCCACAACCACUCUCUCCGCCGCACCAUGUCGGAAACACCGUCGCAGCCACCACUCACCACCACCACCGAAACCCUACCUCCAUACUGGUGCUACCACUGCGACAAACGCGUCUCCGUUGAAACCGUCGCGAAUCUCCCCGACCUCAUCUGCGGCGAUUGCAAAAACGGCUUCGUUGAAUCAAUCCCCACACCUUCUCGCUCUCGUUCACCUUCUUCCUCCUCCGAUGAUCCCAAUUUCGGUUCACAGUUUCUUCAGGUUCUUCGCCUAAUCGCUCAAUCGUCGCGUGACGACGACGCGUCUCCACCACCUCCACCUAGUCGUUCACCGGAGAAUGAUUUUCUCAGAAUUGAACUCGGUGGUUGGGACCAUGACGAUGAAGACAACGAAGACGAUGAGUUUCAUAACGACGGUGGAGAUCACGAAGGUGUCGCCGAGGAGCUUGAGGAUCGAUUGGGAAUUGAGGAUCCACACGGAGAGGAUGAAGAUAUGAGACGAAGGAGACGCGAUCUGUUACGUCAUCGAAUUAGGGAUUUGGCGACCCGAACCCGAAGCAUGCAGAAUCGGAUCUUGGAUUGGGCUGAAAUUUUGAUGGGACUUGAAGAUAAUUCGAUUGAGUUUCGUCUUCAGGCACCAGAAUUGGACCGGUACGUUGGUAAUCCGGAGGAUUAUGUUGAUGCGGCGGAGUAUGAGGCGUUGCUGCAGACGUUGGCGGAGAAUGAUGGAAAUGGGAGGAGAGGAGCUCCACCGGCGUCGAAGUCGGCGGUGGAAGCAUUGCCGACAGUGAAGAUUGCGGUGGGGAGUGAGGUGGUUGCUUGUGCUGUAUGUAAGGAAAUGCUUGGUGUUGGAGAAAUGGCAAAGAGAUUGCCGUGUGGGCAUGAGUAUCAUGGAGAUUGCAUUGUUCCAUGGUUGAGUACUAGAAAUUCUUGUCCUAUUUGCAGGUUUGAGCUUCCAACUGAUGAUAAGGAAUAUGAAGAUGAGAGAGCUUCCGGUUCGGGUCGUGGCGGUGGUGGUGGAGCUUCCACCGUUUGAGUAUGUUCUCUUCUUCUUCUUCUGCCGCUGCUAUCUGUGUAACCAUUGUAAUAUAUUUCAUGCUUUCUAUCUAUUUUUUUUUUCUGAACUUUUUUGUUGUUGUUAGUGUAAUUUAAUCAAAGCUUGCUCAAUCAAUGUUGUUUAUUUGAGGCUUUUGACUAGUUCGCUUCUUGGCUCUUAGAUGCUGAGAUACUUGUAUAUAGCAUUUGGAUUAAUGUGAUCACAUUAUUUAUAUGGAAUUUGCUGUUUUUCACCAUGUUA
Molecule: messenger RNA, 1394 nt
Organism: Medicago truncatula (barrel medic)
Lineage: Eukaryota; Viridiplantae; Streptophyta; Magnoliopsida; Fabales; Fabaceae
Product: E3 ubiquitin-protein ligase CIP8
Exons: 1
Coding region: 129-1133 (334 amino acids)
Biological process (GO): protein ubiquitination
Cellular component (GO): cytoplasm
Molecular function (GO): ubiquitin protein ligase activity
Source: RefSeq, a predicted model, not a curated record